This is a messenger RNA of Cuscuta epithymum, 1023 nucleotides long. NCBI's taxonomy places the organism in Eukaryota, Viridiplantae, Streptophyta, Magnoliopsida, Solanales, Convolvulaceae. The record is from the annotation of a GenBank genome assembly.
ACGUCUUCUCAUCCAAACCGGCACGCCCAAGAGCUGAAGGUUCGUGGGGUUCUUGCCAUUCAAUCGUAGGGUUCUAGCCCAUUUAUCUACAGCAGCGAUGGCAAUGACGCCGACGAAAUCCCCGAACGCCGAUACCGGCUCUGAUGUCGUGAACACUCCAACUCCGGACUUCUCUACUAAAUCCGGCCCUAAUCCCGAUGCCACUUCCGACGUAUUGAGCUCCCCAUCGAGCCCGCCCGCCGUCUGCUUGUAUAGGUUUGCCGCAGACUCUUUCGGUGGGGCGUUUAUGGGUUCCAUUUUCGGAUACGGUGCAGGGUUGAUAAAAAAGAAGGGCUUCAAAGGGUCUUUUGCAGAGGCAGGAUCAUCUGCAAAGACAUUUGCAGUACUGUCCGGAGUACACAGUGUUGUGGUUUGCUUUCUGAAGAGGCUUAGGGGAAAAGAUGAUGUAAUUAAUGCUGGUGUAGCUGGAUGUUGUACUGGUCUUGCUCUGAGUUUUCCAGGUGCACCACAGGCUCUACUGCAAAGCUGCCUCACUUUUGGGGCAUUUUCCUUUAUUAUCGAAGGCCUUAACAAACAGCAGCCUGCCUUAGCACUCCCGUCUCCCUACUGCCUCAGAGCCUACCAACAACCAUUGCUCCUUCCCUUAUCACUUCCUCUGCCAAAUGAGCUUAGUGACUCUUUCGCUUUCUUUUCCCAAUCCCUAAAAAGACAUGGGAAGAACAAUAAGGGCCCUCUCUAGUGCAAUUCAGAUCAAUUGCUAUUUCUUAUUUUGGAGUUCCUUGUGAAACAUAUAUGUGGAUGAACAUGUAAACAUUUCCGUACUUUAACAACAAAAAGUUAACUUGUUUGCUGCUGUAGAGAUGAUGGGUUUUCCAUAUUUCCUCCCACCAUGAUUACAAGGUCUGACAAAUUUAGCUUUUGUUGAUUCAUUGCAAGUUAUUCACAGAUUGUAGAGCUAUAUAUGUAUGUAUAGGAAAAUGUUCAUGUAAUUUUUAGGCUUCAAACUUACUCGUACAAUUUUUA